Messenger RNA from Hansenula anomala, 1416 nucleotides. RefSeq lists its product as uncharacterized. The record is from RefSeq and is a predicted model, not a curated record. The coding region runs from base 1 to 1416 and encodes 471 amino acids. The transcript has a single exon. Gene Ontology annotation, molecular function: catalytic activity. NCBI's taxonomy places the organism in Eukaryota, Fungi, Ascomycota, Saccharomycetes, Phaffomycetales, Wickerhamomycetaceae.
AUGACUGCCCUCCAAGAAUUGCUGGCCAUCAGAGGAGGUGCCCCUUUAAAAGCUGAUGAAGUCGAAAUCACUGGAUCAGACCCCAUAUACAAAACACCUUUCAAAUUAGGUGGAACCACUGCUGAGGUAUUAGCUGCCUGUGGUGUUGCUGCUAAUGAUUUAUGGGAAUUGAAAACAGGUCGUCGUCAGAAAGUUUCAGUGAAUGUUGAAGCUGCUGCUGGUGGGUUGGAUGAAAAAAACAACAGUUUGGCUAAAAAUCAAGAUGGUGAAUAUUCCAGAAUUGAAGGUUCUGAAUCGAUGAAACAUAUGGCUAGUUUGACUCAACCUUGGGAAACAAGUGAUCAUAAAUGGUUCUUACCUCAUACAAAUUUAAAACAUUUGGAAGCUCGUGUUUUGAAAGUUCUUGAGUGUGAAAGUACUGUUGAGUCUCUACAAAAGGCAAUCUCAAAAAGGACUGCUCAAGAAUUGGAGGAUUCCAUAGCUCAAGCUAACGCAUGUGGAGGAAUUGCUCGUACUGAGGAAGAAUGGUUGCAGCAUCCUCAAGGGAAAUACCUAUCUUCUGUCCCUGUUGUGGAAAUCGCUAAAAUCAUUGAUAGUCCUAAAGAAUCAUUAUCUGAUAAAGGUGAUAUGCCAUUGUCUGGGGUUCGUGUGUUAGAUUUGACUAGAAUUCUUGCUGGACCCGUUUGUGGACUUACUUUAGCUGAACUAGGGGCUGACGUUUUAAUGGUUACAGCUGAGAAACUACCUCAAGUGAAUGAGUUUGUACGUGACACAAGUCAUGGGAAACGUUCGUGUUUUCUUGAUAUAAGUAAAAAGGAAGAUGCUUCCAAGCUCAAGGAAUUGGUUAAAGAUUGUGAUAUCCUCAUUGAUGGUUAUAGACCAGAUAGAUUGGCUGCUUAUGGAUUUGGCCCUGAAGAAUUAGUGAAAUUAAGACCUGGAUUGAUUCAUGUUUCCAUUAGUUGUUUUGGUUCUGGAGGUCCUUUCAGUUCUAGAGCGGGCUGGGAUCAAGUUGCUCAAGCUGUCACAGGAAUGUGUGUUAAACAAGGUGAAUCAAUAGGAUCCAACAAACCUCAAUUGACUCCAGUAUUUGCAUGUGAUUAUGUUUGUGGUCGUCUUGGAGCGUUUGGUGCAAUGCUGGCAUUGAAUCGUAGAGCUCAAGAUGGUGGCUCUUAUUCCAUUCAAGUGUCUUUAUGUCAAGCAGCUAUGUUGUUACAAAGACAAGGUUAUGUUGAUGAUUUCCUAGAUGCUCCAAAUUUGAUUUCAAAGGAAUUGUUUGAGAAGUAUCAAGUAAUUGAAGAUAAUACUGCUUAUGGUGAUUUAAAAGUUUUAGGUCCAGUGCUUAAACUGUCAGAGACUCCUUGUCAAUGGGUUAGAAAAACACCAAAACUAGGACAAGAUAAGCCAGAAUGGUUAUAA